AUGACUGGAUUCGAUGACGAGGAUUCCUCUGGAAAUAAGGAGAAUGAUGAUAUCGUUCUGAAAGUGAAAGAAGAGAAGUUCGAAGUGGAUAAGAAGUUUCUUGCCGAAAACUCUACCUAUUUCAACAAUCUAUUCUUCAAAAGUUCCGAUGAAUCUGGAAAAACUGAAAUCGAACUCGAAGACGCCGAUCCACAAGAAUUCAAGAACUUUCUCAAGGUUCUCCAUGAAGAGGAGCCUAUCGAUGAUGAAACGGUUGAAGAAAUUCUGAAGUUGGCAGACAAGUACGACUCUAAAAAUGCUUUGAAAAGAUGCGAGGAAUUCCUCAUCGAUAAAUCCGCGAAGCCGCUGAAAAUGAAAUUCAAUGCAGCGAUCCAAUACAAGCUGAAUAAACUCAAGAAAAAAUGCAUGUCAAACAUGGAAUCGAAAGAAGAUAUUCAAGAGAUCGCUGAAGAAGACGCUCGUCAUUUCAAUGCUUCGGUUUGGAAGGAGCUGCUUCAGAAGGCUCUUUCUUUGGAUUAA
Caenorhabditis remanei is the source of this 519-nucleotide messenger RNA. RefSeq lists its product as uncharacterized. The record is from RefSeq and is a predicted model, not a curated record. Gene Ontology annotation, molecular function: protein binding. Lineage: Eukaryota; Metazoa; Nematoda; Chromadorea; Rhabditida; Rhabditidae. The transcript has 4 exons. Bases 1 to 519 code for a protein of 172 amino acids.